AUGGGAUACACGGUCUCGGUGGAGACAACUCGAGAACCAAGUUUGGGUAAAUGUGAAUUGCGUGAAGACAGCAGUAGAGCAAAUCCCUCUACCAUGUCUGGUCUGUAUAAUCAAAGCUUCUCACCUUCAAGAGCCGCCUCUCCUCAGAUUAGAACCACCUCCGAUGUUGAAAGUCAGUACUUAACUCAGUUGUUAGCAGAGCAUCAGAAGCUUGGACCUUUCAUGCAAGUCUUACCCAUAUAAAUCAUGCGGGUAACCGGAAUGAUGUCGAACCAAGGGUUCACUGAUUUUGAUAGGUUGCGGCAUCGAAGCCCUAGUCCAAUGGCUUCACCAAACCAUAUGUCUAAUGCUCCCGGUGCUAGAUUAGGUGGUUGGAACGGUCUUCCACCAGAGAGAAUAGGUGGACACCAUGGAAUGGCAAUGGAGUGGCAAGGUGCGCCUCCUAGUCCAAGCUCAUACACAGUGAAGCGUAUCUUGCGUCUAGAUCUUCCUGUUGAUACCUAUCCGACUUUCAAUUUUGUUGGAAGGCUUCUGGGUCCUAGAGGGAACUCGUUGAAGCGUGUAGAAGCAACUACAGGUUGCCGUGUGUUUAUUAGAGGGAAAGGAUCAAUUAAGGACCCUGACAAAGAAGAGAAACUGAAAGGGAAGCCUGGCUAUGAACAUCUCAAUGAGCAGCUGCAUAUCCUCAUUGAAGCUGAUCUUCCUGCUGAUAUAGUGGACAUAAAGCUACGACAGGCUCAAGAAAUCAUCGAGGAGUUAGUAAAACCAGUGGAUGAGUCACAGGACUACAUCAAGAGGCAGCAGUUGAGAGAGCUUGCGUUACUGAAUUCAAACCUGAGAGAAAACAGUCCAGGUCCAAGCGGUAGCGUCUCUCCUUUCAAUUCUAAUGCAAUGAAGCGCCCAAAAACCGGAAGCUGA
Microthlaspi erraticum is the source of this 918-nucleotide messenger RNA. The record is from the annotation of a GenBank genome assembly. NCBI's taxonomy places the organism in Eukaryota, Viridiplantae, Streptophyta, Magnoliopsida, Brassicales, Brassicaceae.